UUGACUACUUCAUAACAGAACGGUAUAAAAUAAGGUUCGCUGACGUUGCGGAGACGUCAAUUGCGCAGACGUCGUGCUCGGCUCGCCUCCUUUGCACCAGCACUGGUUCUUCUUUAGCAAAUCUCAACAUUGCAUAUAUAUAGAUAACAGUGUAUCGUAUAGCACCUAUGUGAGAUGUAUAUAUUUAUAUACGCGUAUUUCAGUAUAGUACACUCAGCAGGGUCUAAACACAGCUGAUCAGCCCUACCUUUGAGACUUUUUUUUAGUAAAAAUAUCGAGUGAAAAGAAAUUGUGAGUUCGUUCAACUUGCUGGGUGAAACUUUAAAUCGAUUCUCUUCGUCCGACACGUAGUGGAAGAUAAUUUCUAUUAGGCUCGAUGAAUUAAUUGUGAAAAUGAUUGAACGCUCGCUUUUUACGUAUACUUACACGUUCGCUGGCGAGCGUACAGCUCGUUAAUUAUUCACAAAGAGCUAUGGAAUCGGGAGUAAUCAUGUCUCGUACAGAAAGAAAAGGUCAGGAUCCGUCCAUCGCGCGAUUGAUGGAAGCAUGCUUUGCAUCAAAAGAAGAAAAUGGCUAUGUCAAUGAUGAACGUCCUUCUUCACCACCACCUCAUUGCAGUAUUUGUUUGGAGGAUUUUGUAAACAAAUCUUUCUGCGAUACCUGUCUGCACCCAUUUUGCUUUACUUGCCUUCUUGAAUGGUCAAGAAUUAAAAAUGAUUGUCCAUUGUGCAAGCAAAUUUUCAAAACUAUUAUUCACAAUGUACGAGCUGAGGGAGUCUACGACGAAUUUAACAUUAAUUAUCCAGCAGCUGUCAACAUUGCUGAUACCCAAAAUGUGCCAAUUGUUGUUGAUCUCCGUGACAGGAUCAGCAGGAAUCAGUCUGUUCCUUCUACUCAAGGAAGUGUCAUUCCAUUUGCUAGAUUCAUGUACAGAACAACUGUGGGUUCAAACCAAAGAUAUAGAUUGAUUCAUUUGAAUCCGGAAGCUGUUAGACGUCAGGUACAACUUCCAGUGAUUAGACCUCCAAGGGAGGAAAAUCAGGAUGGGUUUGGAGUUAGACGGCAAAGAUAUCAAGAUCCCUUACAUUUUCGUACUACAAUCUAUGCUCAAAAUAUGUGGGCAAGACCAGUCACGGAUAUUUUUGGUAGAGUGCGUCAAUGCUCUGCUGAUAGUUUGAGGAGACAUCCAGCAGAGAGACAACGUUUGAUUCCAUUCCUCAGUAGAGAAUUGACAGCAUUAUUAGCAAACAAUCCUGGACGAGUUGCUUAUGUCAUGAAUGUGAUUUUAACUGCAUUAAGUAAUAAUGAUUGCAAUAUGUACAGUGCAAAUUUUAUUAAUGUGGUUAGAGAGCAUGUUGGCCCCCAUACUGAUCAUUUUAUUCAUGAACUUGCCAAUUUUGCAAAUUCUCAUUUUGACCUUUAUGGUUACGACCGCUGUGUCACUUAUGGGGACCCUCCUACUCGACCAAUACCUGUAAACAAUGAUAGUGACUCGGACAUACUUAUACUAGAUGAUACAUCUUCAAUAAAUGAGUCAUCUGCUGGUCCUUCUAACAUUGAGGCUGGAAAUUCUACUGCUAGUGUUUCAACAGACCCUCUAGCUCCACCUUCCUUCUUACCAAGGGCUGUACAAAGCCAAGAACCUACAAGCUCACUGAGUUCACCUCAAAAUUCUUUGAGAAACUUAUGCCCCCCUGGAUUUAUAGCGGGUCCUAGUAUGCCAGUUGAAGAAAAUCAAGCUAGAUUAGCUACAAACAACAGAACUCAAAUAAGCCCUCCAGAACGAAGUUAUAAUCCAAUUAUCAUCAGUUCGUCGUCAGAAAGUGAAGAUGAAUGUCAAAUAGUAGGCUAUGUGAAACCGCGUCAUGAAAGAACACCUGUAACUAUUGAUUUGACAUCAUCAUCCGAUGGUGAAAUACACGAGGAAGAGUUCUCACCACCAACCUUUCAUAUUCGCCGACCAGCAAACAUUCCAACUAUCAGGUCUCCAUCACCAAGACCAGAAAAUUUGGGCCAUGUCGGAUUCAUUCCAAUAACCAUACCCACGUCACCUGUGAACCAGAGACCGAAUCUGCUAGAUUUAUUUUCCAGGUCUACUACAAGUGACUCGUCGAUAACUGAUAGCGACAGCAACAGCGAUGAUAAUCCACAAAAUUUAUCAACCAUCAAGUACUCAACGCCUACUCGGUCUCCAUCCAUGCUCAGAGAAAUUGAGGCGGCAGCUCUAGAAGGGCAUAGAGAAGUUAAGCACGAUUCGUCAGUGCCAAGCAUCAUUCCUAGACGUGUAUUGGAUGAUGCCUCAUCAAGCGGGGCUGAAUCCGACGUCGACGACGACGACGAUUACUCCCCGUCUAAAAGAUUAAUUCAAAAACAAAAACGAAGCAUGCACGAGGACAUUCACAAGGCCUCUGGCAGUGGCUUCAGAUCUACGCAGUCCAGUUAUCAGCCGGAAAACAAUUGUUCGUUGAAAAAUGAAAGUAUUUCACGAAAGCACAAGAGACCGAGAAGGUCCCACAGAAGAGUGUCAUACAAACCGGUAUCGGAAGAUACCGAUAGCAGCAACAGUGACAACCAAAUUCAAAGCGAAACCGAUAGUGACAGCGAUAGCACUCCUUUGAGUAAAUACCGAAGAAAACGACCGCGUCGAUCGUUGCCAGUAAGAAAAAGGGAGCGAUCCUCUUCGAGCAGGACCGAGAUUGAAAGCUACCAAGUUAAAGCUUCACCUAUUUCGGACUAGUAAGUACUAGUCUGAAUUUUAGGAAAAAAAAUAAACUGCUACAGCCCCUGCCUUGCGUUCUGCGGUGAUUCGCAAUGGCUAGGUACAUAAAACUCAUAAAACAAAUUUAAACGAUUUGCACUGCAUUCUAGACUUGAGCUGCUGUUCAUAAAUCCUGUUAUAUAAAUAUACAUGCUUGUAUAUGGGGCAAAUUUCCUGAAGUGUCCUAGCGCUCUGCCGCACGUCAUU
This is a messenger RNA of Trichogramma pretiosum, 2965 nucleotides long. It is a transcript of the gene Topors, whose product is annotated as E3 ubiquitin-protein ligase Topors. Lineage: Eukaryota; Metazoa; Arthropoda; Insecta; Hymenoptera; Trichogrammatidae. Gene Ontology annotation, biological process: protein monoubiquitination; protein polyubiquitination. The transcript has 3 exons. Gene Ontology annotation, molecular function: metal ion binding; ubiquitin protein ligase activity. The record is from RefSeq and is a predicted model, not a curated record. The coding region runs from base 473 to 2737 and encodes 754 amino acids.